AAGUUCUGUGCGGACCUCAUAGAAGUAUUCACCUGAGCGCGCACAGCUGGAUGUACCUGCGGCGCGCGCACAACCGAGUAGACGAGUUUCGACCCGCCCCGUGGGGGGAGACGGAGGAGGAGGGGGGUCGAAGGGCGACGUGUAGACUCCACAACGAGCGCACAUUACAAAAACACUCCUGGAUUCCUCCUUUUUUUAAUGUAAGAAAACAAAACAAAAAAGCACGAAACAAUGUCUUGUUUACCUAAACUUGGGAAAAGGACGAAAUCAGAGGAGCGAGCGAUCCGGGAGCAGGUGAAAGGGGUCGCGCAGCAGAACUUGAAACGUCUGGGUUUGGAGGGAGAUGCGGAUCUACAGUUCAUGCUGGGCGGCGGGGACCUGGUCAAGGUUCGCUCGAAAUCCUGGCAGAAGAACCGCUUCUUCAAACUGCAGGAAGACUGCAAGACGUUGUGGUAUGAGUCCCACAAAACAGUCAGGCGGAAACAGACUUUCGCCAUCGAUGACAUCGCUUCAGUGCGCAGGGGCCGUCAGUCCGAGGGGUUGAAUAAACACACCGCCGACGGCUUGGAGGACCAGUGCUUCUCCAUCAUCUUCAAGGACAGGACGAAAAAUCUGGACCUGUUGGCGCCCAGCGGGGAGGAGGCAAAACAGUGGGUCAACGGCCUGGACAAGCUCAUUAACAACAUGCUGAACCUCAACCGCCAGCAGAACAGUGAGCAUUGGAUCUUCAGCUGCAUGCGGAAAGCGGACAAGAAUGGCGACAACAUGAUGACCCUGAAGGAGGUGAAGCACUUCCUGAAGCAGGUCAACAUCGAAGUGGACGACACUUACGCAGAGGAGAUCUUUAAGAAAUGUGACGCGUCCAAUUCAGGCACCCUGGAGGGCUCGGAGAUCAAACACUUCUACAACCUGCUGACACAACGGGAAGAGAUAGAUGUGAUUUACGGGGAUUACGCUCAGACAGAGGGUCAGAUGAGCGCCGGAGAUCUGCUCGGCUUCCUGCUGAGAGAGCAGAGGGAGCAGGUGUCCAUGCAGGACGCUCUCAAGCUCAUCGAAAAAUACGAAGUGGAUGAGACAGCCAAGCAGCAGAAGCGCAUGACCAAAGACGGCUUCCUGAGGUUCAUGAACCAGGAGGAAGGCUCCAUCUUCAACCCGGCCCACAAACCGGUGUAUCAGGACAUGCACCAGCCCCUCAGCCAUUACUACAUCUCCUCCUCGCACAACACAUACCUGAUGGCGGACCAACUCAAAGGACCCAGCAGCACAGAAGCCUACAUAAAAGCACUGAUGAAGGGCUGUCGCUGUGUGGAGCUGGACUGUUGGGACGGCGCUAACGGCGAACCCGUCAUCUACCACGGAUACACACUCACGUCCAAAGUGCUGUUUAAAGACGUCAUUAAAGUCAUCAAAGAAUUCGCCUUCAAAACAUCCGAAUACCCAGUGAUCCUGUCCCUGGAGAACCACUGCACCAUUGACCAACAGCGGCUCAUGGCCCAUCAUCUGAUCUCCAUCCUGGGCGAUGCCUUGGUCACAAAGCCUCUGCGCAACGUCACGCCCACCAACUUCCCCUCACCUGAGGAGCUGAAGGGGAAGAUCCUCAUCAAAGGGAAGUGUUUGAAGAAAGUGAACCCUUCCCUCAGCAACGACGGCGUUGUGGAGGAAGGCACCGUGUCUGAGGAGGACGAGGCGGCCGAUUGUGAGAACGGACAGAAAGCCAAACCAAAGAAAUCAAAGAUCAAACUGGCCAAAGAGCUCUCAAACAUUGUCGUCUACUGCAAGAGUGUCCAUUUCAACAGCUUCGACCACGCCAAGGAAAUGCAGGCCUUCUACGAGAUGUCCUCCUUCAAGGAGAGCAAAGCUUUGACCCUGGCUGAGACUUCAGCGACUGCCUACAUCCAUCACAACACGGAGAAACUCAGCAGGAUCUACCCCGCGGGCUCCAGGACCGACUCCUCCAACUAUAACCCGGUGCCCUUGUGGAACGCCGGCUGCCAGAUAGUGGCGUUGAACUUCCAGACACCUUCCAAGGAGAUGCACCUCAACCAGGGUCGGUUCCUGCCCAACGGCGCAUCGGGCUACAUCCUGAAACCGGAAUUCCAGAGGAGCCUGUCCUCUCAGUUUGACCCCAGCACACUUUCCGAAGGGCCCUGGCUACAGAAGAAGACCUUGAACGUGAUGGUCAUUUCAGCUCAGCAGUUACCCAAACUCAACAAGGACAAACAAAGCUCCAUCGUUGACCCUCUGGUGCGGGUGGAGAUCUACGGCGUGCCGGCGGACAACGCCAUCAAGGCGACGCACCACAUCGAUAACAACGGGUUCAACCCGACGUGGAAUGAAAGUUUCCGGUUCCAAAUCCACGUCCCCGAGCUGGCCAUGCUGCGGUUCGUGGUGGAGGACUACGACGCGGCGUCCCAGAACGACCUCAUCGGGCACUACUGCCUCCCGCUCAGCAGCGCGCAGAACGGGUACCGCCAUGUCCCGCUGCUCACCAAGAGAGGCGACGUCAUCUCCUCGGCCGGACUGUUCGUGCACCUCAUGCUCACAGACGCCGAGUAGGAUAAUCCUGCAUGUCAGCCUUUAACAUUAAAAAACGGUCUAUAUGUCCAGUGUAAGUGUAACUGAACUCUUAUCAAAUAUGAUCAAAAAAAGGACUUGUGAUGUGCCGAUCCGAGGGUGCUGACUCAGCGUUUUUAGAUUUUUUUUUUUUUAUGUAUUGUAUGGGAGUUCUUGUAUUUUAACAGGGGAAGAGUGGAUGGAGAUGUAAAUGGUGUGGGAAAGUAUUUUAAAAAUGUAAAAAUGUUAAAUACAUAUGUUACAUACAUUUUAAUUCUUUCAAUGACGUGAAACUUAUUUUGGACUGUAACCUUAUAGGCAUAUCAAGAAAUGAACUAUAUCGUAAAUAUUGAUAUUAACAUAUUGAGUAUUAAUUCAUCUUAUCAAAUAUUUCAUGCCAAAAAUACGUUUUCAAACCUACAUACUUGUCUUGCCUUUUUUCUGAAUUUUCACUACCUGUCAAAUAAAACCAGCAGAGUCUCUGA
Molecule: messenger RNA, 3038 nt
Organism: Gasterosteus aculeatus aculeatus (three-spined stickleback)
Lineage: Eukaryota; Metazoa; Chordata; Actinopteri; Perciformes; Gasterosteidae
Gene: plcd1a
Product: phospholipase C, delta 1a
Biological process (GO): lipid metabolic process; intracellular signal transduction
Cellular component (GO): plasma membrane
Molecular function (GO): calcium ion binding; phosphatidylinositol-4,5-bisphosphate phospholipase C activity
Source: RefSeq, a predicted model, not a curated record